This is a messenger RNA of Paramuricea clavata, 1002 nucleotides long. The record is from the annotation of a GenBank genome assembly. Lineage: Eukaryota; Metazoa; Cnidaria; Anthozoa; Malacalcyonacea; Plexauridae.
AUGGUUUCAAGUUGUGGACAGAAUUCUACAGGAUGUAUCGAGGGUCGGUCCGAUGGUGUUGUGCUUAUUGAAUCUGUGGCAAGUAUCAUAAUAACCAUUGUUUGUUUCUUUGGGAAUUUGUUAGUCUGUGCUUGUGUAUAUCGCGACAAAUAUCUUCGUACCGUACCGAACUUGUUCAUCGUUAAUCUUGCUAUAACCAAUAUCCUACUAUCUGUUACGGUAUGGCCUUUCUGGACAGUUGCUUUGACUACAGGGAAAUGGUCGUCGACACAAGCGGCGUGUGACUUUCAAGGGUUUCAAAACCACUGCUUGAUGACUUCAUUAACAUUAACCAUAGCUGCAUUGGGAUUGAAUCGUUACAUAAUGCUCGUCUACCCGUUUCAUUACCGAAUACUCUUCAAGCGAAAGAACGCGUAUAAAGUAUUGGUGGUUCAAUGGUUCCUCUCCAUAUUUUGGGCGUUUUUACGCUUCGCACAUAUGGGUGGUUAUGAAUUUAUACCAGAGAUAGGCUUGUGUUCAAGCCGGGCUAAAAAAUUGGUUUCUGCAUUCGAUGUUACAGUUCUUAUAUUAUUGAAUAUUCUAACUUUAUUUUGCUACUAUAAAGUUUUCACCACAAUUAGGAAACACAUAUCAAGUGUGUUGCCACAGGGUACUAAUACGCCAUGGCCUCCAGCUACUGGACCCAAAGCAUAUUAUUACGAAGAGGUAAACUUCACAAAAACAUCCAUGCUGAUAUUUUUCGCUUAUGGCCUAUCAUGGCUACCUCUGAUAUUAUUUGCUCUGCUCUCGCUGGCCGGAGUUGAACUUCCGAGAAAUGUGCUGUUAACAUCAUGGUUUUUGAUCGCGCUAAGUUGUGCAACUCAUCCAGUAAUAAAUAUUGCAUCCAAUAAACUGUUUCGUAAAGGAUUUUACCAAGUGUUGUGUUCUUGUGGCUUUGACUACGAAGCAAAUAUUACCACUAGAUUGGAUGGUGCUGCAGCUCCCGUGGCAGAAGCUGGGUAA